Messenger RNA from Syngnathoides biaculeatus (alligator pipefish), 3125 nucleotides. RefSeq names its product integrin beta-1-like. Gene Ontology annotation, molecular function: C-X3-C chemokine binding; collagen binding involved in cell-matrix adhesion; integrin binding. The record is from RefSeq and is a predicted model, not a curated record. Gene Ontology annotation, biological process: cell adhesion mediated by integrin; cell migration; cell-matrix adhesion. Bases 369 to 2639 code for a protein of 756 amino acids. The transcript is spliced from 14 exons. Lineage: Eukaryota; Metazoa; Chordata; Actinopteri; Syngnathiformes; Syngnathidae. Gene Ontology annotation, cellular component: focal adhesion; integrin complex; cell surface.
CCCGGUCCACAGAACUGUGAGGCAGAUGCUGUCGCCAUAAAAUACUACUAUAUAGAAACAAAGUUUUGCUUUGUAUUGACGGUAGAAAAAAAUGCCUUUAGAAUUUGCGUCACAUGCUUAUGUGUCUGUUGGAAGGGGGGUGGGGGGAUAUUUUACAAUGUCUAAAUAUUAGUAGGGGGGACCAAUGAUCUUUCCCAGCUGUGGAAAAUAUGUUUGCCUAAAGAGGAGGAAAACAGGCAGACUCCAGCCACAUUUUACUAUUUGUCUGUGCGUGCUUCUCUUGUGUGUGUGCGUGUAUAUAAAAUAAGGAAUUCUGUUGAAAUAAUACAAGUUACUGUGAGUCUUCUGGAACAAAGUAUCAUAACAAGAUGGAUCUUUGGCUACUCACGCUAGCGUCGUCAUUGGCACUUCUGACCUUCAGUUUAGCGCAACGCGAGGUAAGCGUUUGCAUCAAGGCCAACGCUCGGUCGUGCAAUGAGUGCAUCCAAGUUGCGGAGUCAUGCGGGUGGUGUGCAGAUGAGGAAUUCCUCUCGGCGGGCGAGUUCAAAUCUGCUCGCUGUGACGACCUUGAGUCUCUCAAGGCCAGGAAGUGCAACUUGGCUAAAAUAGAGAAUCCUCGCGGCAGCAUUGUCAUCACCGAGAACAAACCCUUCUCCGCACGCAACAAUGAUCAGCAUGUCACGCAGAUCCAGCCUCAGAAGCUCACCCUCAACCUCAGAUCUGGUGAACCACAGACUUUUGAUGUGAAGUUCAAGCUAGCUGAGGACUACUCCUUAGACGUGUACUACUUGAUGAACCUGUACUUCUCCAAGAAGGAUGACAUGGACAAUGCCAAGAUCCUGGGCACAGACAUCAUGUCACAAAUGCAGAGCAUCACCUCAGACUUCCGCAUUGGGUUUGGAUCAUUUGUUGGGAAGAGGGGGAUGGCAGGGUCCCAUGACCCAUGCAUAGGUGACCAGAACUGCAGCAGCUAUAAGAACAUUCUGCAGCUGACGAAUAAUGGAGGGGAGUUCACCCAGCUGCUCAACCUACAGCAGAUCCCGGAAACCCAGGACUCUCCAGAGGGAGCCUUGGACGCCAUAAUGCAGGCGGCCGUUUGUGAGGAGCAGAUCGGCUGGAGGGACGUGCCUCGCCUCCUCAUCAUCUCCACAGAUGCAGGAUUCAAUUUUGCCGGAGAUGGAAAACUGGGUGGCGUCAAGCUCCCCAAUGAUGGAAAUUGUCACCUGGAGAACAACAUGUACACCAUGAGUCACCACUAUGACUAUCCCUCCAUUGCCCAGCUAGUCCAGAAACUAAAUGACCACAAUAUCCAAAUCAUCUUUGCUGUUACCGAGGAACUGCAACCAGUUUUCAAGGAGCUGAAAAAUCAAAUUCCCAAAUCGGCAGUGGGUAUGCUGUCUUCCAAUUCCAGCAACAUCAUCAAACUCAUCACAGACGCCUACAACUCUUUGUCCUCUCAGGUCAUUUUGGAAAACAGCAAGCUUCCAAAAGGAGUUUCCAUCACCUAUAAAUCUAUCUGCAAGAACGGCUUGGAGGGGACUGGCAAAAAUGGCAGAAAGUGCUCUGACAUCUCCGUUGGAGAUGAGGUGACUUUCAAGAUCUCCAUUGAGUCUCAGGAGUGUCCAUCACGCGGCAAGCCAGAAAGCAUCAAAAUCAAACCAGUAGGCAUCACCGAAGAGGUUGAGGUGGUCCUGAACUUCAUCUGCGAAUGUCAGUGCUCGGCCAAGGGAGAGCCCAACAGCAACAAGUGCAACAGACAUGGGACUUUUGAGUGCGGCACCUGCAAUUGCAACCCAGGCCAUGUUGGCAAUCUGUGCGGGUGCAACACGGACGACCUUUACAUGGAGGAUGUGGAUGCCAACUGCCGCAUGAACAAUGGCGCAGACAUCUGCAGUAACAAUGGCGACUGUGUGUGUGGAAGUUGUGAGUGCAAGAAGAGGUACAACCCUGCUGAGAUCUAUAGCGGAAAGUUCUGUGAGUGCGACAACUUCAACUGUGACCGCGCCAACAACAAGCUUUGCGGAGGCCAUGGCCGCUGCGAGUGUCGCAUGUGUGUGUGCGACCGCAACUACACGGGCAGUGCUUGCGACUGCUCCCUGGACAUAUCCACGUGCAUGGCAAAGAAUGGGCAGAUCUGCAACGGGCGAGGAACCUGCAACUGUGGAACCUGCAAAUGCACUGACUCCAAAUUCCAGGGACCAACCUGUGAGAUCUGCCCUACCUGCCCUGGAGUCUGUGGACAACACAUGGCGUGCGUCCAGUGUCGAGCAUUCCAGACAGGCGAGAAGAAGGACACCUGCAAGCGUGACUGUGAUUACUUUGUGUUGACCAAGGUGAACGACCUUCAGAGUCUUCCUCAACCCACUGACAGCUUUCCGAUUAAGCACUGCAAGGAGAGAGACGUACACGACAACUGGUUCUUCUACACCAUUUCCAACAGGAAUGACAUCAAGGAGAUCCAUGUCUUUGGGACGCAGGAACACGACAUGCCGGCUGGCCCCAUGGCGACCUUCCUUCGCACUCACCAUGUUCCCUCCUCCAGUUCUCUCUCUUCCAUCUUGUUUGGACCGACCAAAUGGCUCAGUUUCAUGUGUGUUUUUGCAUUCUCCUUAGUUCUCACUCCUCUGUUUGCAUUUUAAUCUCCCACUAGAGACUUCAAGAACAACAGAGGAGCGAAGCGGGAUGAAAUUUUGGAGAAAUGUAAUGUUCACUGCUCCAUUUCAUCAUUUCAUGGAAACCACAAUUAAAGAUUACAUCACGUUAUUGAUGCGUUAAGCAAAUCUAACAUAUCUGUGUCUGUUAUUAUUGUCACAAUAUGUCCACUUUAUGUUUUAAAUCAAUGCUAAUGGAGGGAAUUGAUAAAGAUGAUAUAGCGGAUGACUCAGUGUGGUAACUAACGACAGCAAUAUAGCUAACGGUUAUUAGCUGUUAAACUGUGAAUUAACUGUGGCUGUGCACAUCUCACAUGUUGCUACCAUCAUGUUAAAACCUCAUGUACAUGUACAGUAAUGACAAGACACACAGGCACGGAUGUGCAAAGUUUGGAAGUAAGAAAAUAGUGAGGGAUUUUGCUUGGGUUACAUUAUAUCUAUCAAUGUGUUAAUUUUUGUUUGCAAUGUAAUAAA